Messenger RNA from Dracunculus medinensis (Guinea worm), 291 nucleotides. NCBI's taxonomy places the organism in Eukaryota, Metazoa, Nematoda, Chromadorea, Rhabditida, Dracunculidae. The record is from the annotation of a GenBank genome assembly.
AUGUAUUGUAUGAAUGAAUCAUUUAUCAAGAAUGAAUUUGCAGGAGUAAAUGCAAAUAAUUUGCAAUUUUAUCGGCGCGGUAUCACGCAUCCAUUCAAAUGGUUUUGUUUGCCAGGAUUUCUCAAUCAUGGUGUUCUUAUUGUGGGAUACGGUGUGGAAUUCAAUAAACCAUAUUGGAUUAUCAAAAACAGUUGGGGCGAAAAAUGGGGCGAAAAUGGUUACUAUCGUAUGUAUCGUGGCAAAAAUGUUUGCGGAAUCAAUGAAAUGGCAACAAGUGCAAUUACUUAUUAA